ACAAAUACACAAUACAAAGAAAUUAAGGUUUUGAGAAUUCAGAGAUGAACGGUUCAUUAGUGAUCUCUCUUUUUACCCUCUUGGCUUUGGCUUCCUCCUUUGCUUCUGCCUAUGACCCCAGCCCUCUCCAAGACUUUUGUGUCGCUCUCAAUGAUACCAAACUCGGAGUAUUUGUGAAUGGGGAAUUCUGCAAAGAUCCCAAGCUUGCCAAAGCAGAAGACUUCUUCUACCACGUAAUGCCAGGGAACACAUCCAACCCAUUGGGCUCCAAAGUGACUCCAGUGGCUGUGAAAGAAAUUCCAGGGCUCAACACUCUUGGUAUCUCCCUUGCUCGUGUCGAUUUUGCACCAUACGGUUUGAAUCCUCCCCACACUCACCCUCGCGGCACUGAGUUGUUGACCGUCAUUGAAGGAACUCUCUUGGUUGGAUUUGUGGCUUCCAAUCAAAAUGAUAACCGCCUCUUCACCAAAGUCCUCAACAAAGGAGACGUGUUUGUGUUCCCUAAUGGUCAGAUUCACUUUCAACUCAAUGUUGGGCAUGGCAAUGCUGUAGCCAUUGCAGGUCUGAGCAGCCAAAAUCCAGGAGUCAUUACCAUUGCUAAUGCUUUGUUUAAAUCCAAUCCUCUCAUCUCUCCUAAGGUUCUCACUAAAGCCUUCCAAGUUGACAAGAACAUAAUUGCUUAUCUUCAAAAGCAAUCUUGGUACAACAAUAACUAAACAGACCAUCCAGUACCCAUCUGUAAUUCUACUUCAUAUUUUGUGCUAUGUAAAAUGUGCUGUGAUAAAUAAAUAUGCAUGAUGCUGGCAGGCGGGCUUAUGUUGUAACCUCAAUUAAAUAUGAUGCAUGCAAAAGCAAUUCUGUUUCCUCAUGUAACUUCAAUUAUUUAUUGGUUUAAAUAAAUAAGAUGAAU
This is a messenger RNA of Prosopis cineraria, 910 nucleotides long. RefSeq names its product germin-like protein subfamily 1 member 7. The transcript is spliced from 2 exons. Gene Ontology annotation, molecular function: manganese ion binding. The record is from RefSeq and is a predicted model, not a curated record. The coding region runs from base 45 to 716 and encodes 223 amino acids. Lineage: Eukaryota; Viridiplantae; Streptophyta; Magnoliopsida; Fabales; Fabaceae. Gene Ontology annotation, cellular component: cell wall.